AGGAAUGUGUGAUAAAACUAAAAGUUAAGAAAACAUAUUUGACGAAAAUUGCCGGAAUCUAUGUGCCAUUUCGUUGCUUGUUAAGUAAGUCGACCUGAUUGGCCGUCUAAAAAUCAAAAUAGCUGGCUUUUGAUGUUUCGCUUCUACAAGUUGUACUCGUUGUACAUGAACAACAUGACCAGUAGUGGAGUUGCAUGGCCGCGGGAGUGGUGCCUGUGCGGAAAACUGCCGCGGGCGGUGCUCCACAUCCCGGUGAACCAUCGUCUGAUCUGCCAGGUGUGCGGAUUGGCCAGGCGCCCCCAGGCUGGACUCGAUUCCUCCAGCGAUAAGGAUGCAGAUCAGAGCACCGAGGAGCAGAAGACGAUUAUACCAGAGCCCAGCCACGUGGAGGAGCCCAAAAAAAGCCAAAAGACUCGGGUAAAGGUAACCAUUAGGGGCAAGAAGCCGAAAGCCAAGAAUUGUUGCCGGACAAAUUGCCACAAGUGUGGUGGCUUGGCCAAAGCUGAAGUUGGCCAGGAAAGUACUGAAGCACCCAAAGAGAUGAAGUGCAAACGGUACCCGGGGCGUCAUGGCUUGCACUCGAAACCGAAGGGAAUGAUGAGUCGUCGACAGCUGGCGCCCAAAGCACCGCCACCUUCGACGCCGUCGUCAUCUCCAACGCUAUCGCCAUUGCCUUCAUCACCGCCAUCGCCCACAGCACCACCACCACCACCACCACCUCCGCGUCAAGAAUUGGAAUCACCACGUUCGGAGAUGCCAAGCCUGGUGGCCAUGGCCCAUAACGUUUUUAAUCCAAAAAACAGCCCGCUACAGAACUACAACAAUCUAUUUGUCAGUAACUUUAUACCCUUACAAAGUCCCAUUACGGAUACCUUCGGGGGAGCUAUAUCCAAGAGGAGCAGGAACAGCAUUCGUCCACCACGCAGCCACAGGAGUCGCCCGCUGCCACCACUUUCCAAAGUCUUAACCAACAUCUUGAGCAGCCAGAACUCGACGGAUGACAGAGAGAUGGGUGGUGGAUUGAGUAGCUCCAAUUGUAAGGACUCGCAAUCGACCGAUUCCGAGCUGGCUAGCCAGUUUUGUCCAUUUGAUCACUAUGAAGGUCCAUCCGAAGAUGCUCUUGUCGUGAAUAACGCUCGUUAUAUGCUUCAUCGACCGAAAUCACUGCACAUCGAACCACGACAGGAUUUGCGCAACAAUCGCAUUGAAUCGUUGAACUUUCAGUUGAGCUCUACUAAGGACACAAAGAGUCCAAUCGCUGACAAUCUAUCAGGCAUCCUAUUCAUGGCGGAUUCAGUUCGUAAAACCAGCCCAGCCAAGAACUUGGCCUCCAAACCGGCAGUUACUCAGCAGAACAAUCGGGAAAAUAAACCGGAAGCGUUGGAAGACUUCGAAAGAUCUUCCAUUUUAACCUCAAUCAUGGACAAAGUUUUCAGCUCACAGGAAUCGAAAAGCUCAAAUGGAAACUGCGAUGAUGACAAGAUACCAGAAUUGGAGGAUAUUAAUAAGCCGAUCAACGACAUGUUCGUCGAGGACCCUGAAUCGGUUUCUUUGAAAAGUAAUGUAUCAAAUGAGCACAGUGUAUUUUCUUCAAAUAAAACAAACAACUAUAAUGAUUAUUCCAAGCCCGUUUCAAAAACACUAAGCAUAAGCAAUUCCAUUUGGGAACGAUUUUGUGAUAACAAACCCAAAUCGACAUUAUAUAAGUGUGCUCGCUGCGGACAACAAAAGCAUCGUGAAGAUAUAGUUGCUAAAAUUAAAAUAAAAGAUAGUAGAAUUCCAAAAAAAUCCGAUGCGAAUCAAAUAUGGCUAAAUAAAAAAAUAGGAUGCGCCAUAAAGCAAAAGCUCAAUAGCUUAAGAUCCUUUUCUGGAGCACAGGAAUGUAAAAAACACGAACACGAAGGGCAGAAAUCCCUAAAACUAGCAGAUCAAGGAGUAAUUCCCGAGAUUUUUAGAGAAACCCUACGUAUGCAAAAACAAAAAGCUACGAAUGACAAACCAAAAGAGGAAAAUUUAAGACUGCAAUCCAUAAAUACAAACAUUCAAAGGAAAGCACAACGAAUUUAUCAGGAUGAUUCUUCGGAAUCACAGACUCCAAUAAAAGAUCAUAGCACUUCAAAAUGUUUAAAUCUACAAGAAAAAAUAGAUCAUAUCCCACCGAGGGAUAACAAUCCAGCCAAAGUAAAUGAUCAAUCAAAGAUCACUCCUUCCAAGAUACACCACGAAUGUCUUCAAAAACGACCCAGAAUCGCACUUAAAGUUGUGAAUUUAAACCAAUCUCAAAUAUCGGAUAAUAACUUUCAAUUACGUAGACAUAAGGAGCCAUCGUUCAACUGGGGAGUGAUACAAUUCUGCGAGACUGUAUCUCAUAGGAGUCUAGUUAUCCCCAAAAUACUGGUUCCUACUUAUGUUGGUGAGUUGGUGAAUAUCGGUCAAGCCACGAAAUGCUAUAUCAAGGAGAAUAUUCUUCCGGAUGAUCCGCCUUCGUCUCUCUUUGAGUUUCGCAUCCCUGACAUUAGUCCCAACGAGCUGCUAUCCUAUCGAAGUUCGGAUAACAUUAGCGGAAGCUGUACUCCAAUACCUCAUAUAGCGAGUCCAAAGGAGCAACCUAUAAACCACAAAGACCCGUGUCAUUCUGUUGAUCCAUCUCCGCCAGAAAAAUUCGAAAGUCGUAGCACUCUAUACGAAAAUCUUGAAUUGUCGUUCACCACACGAAAAGCAGAUAGUUUUAACCAUCCCAAUGACAAAUUACCUGAUUAUGAAAAUCAAAAGAGUAACAAAUGCAUGAAGGCAAACGAGAACAGAAAGUCCAAGUCCACAGAAUUAACAGAUGCUAAUUUUAGCUCCUUAAGUGACAACAAUAUGAGCUAUAAGAUAGAAUUAGAUGGUUUAAGAAAAGAAGAGAACCCAAUAAAAGAAUUCAGUUUAAAGACUGACAUUACGGCAGUUAGUAAUACAUUUACGAGAUCUAAAGAAAAUACAGAAAAUUCAAAUGAUACAUUUUUCCAGGAGAGCCGCAUUACGUUACAAAAGUACAAUCACUCAAAAUUGAGCAAUGCGAUUAAAAAACAAAUAGACAAAUCCUUGCAACAGAAGAUUAAAAAAAUUAUGACUAAACCGAUAAAGUUGCUAAAAUCGACUGAUUCAGAUUCAGUUGAAAAAUUUGUGGAGCCAUUUACAAACAAAUUGAGCGCCUUCGAUGAAUAUAAUGCAAACUCUACACAAGAAAACUUAGAACUUGAACCAAAUGUCAUUUUGAAUGAAGAAGAGGAUAUAUCUCUUUCAAAUUCCUUCACGGAAUUAAGUUCAAGUCAAAAGCCAUUACGUCUUAUAGCCAACCUGCACUCCUCAAGUGACUCCGAACCAAAGUGUCUAAUUGAAGAAUCUAAGGUAGAAACUGAUUCUGAUGGAGCAUCGGAACCGAUGCUGACCUGUCGAACCACCGAGUAUGCAGGAUUGCCUCCUCUGAACUGGCAAGUAAUCACAAUGGGCUCAGCUCAUCCAAAAAAUAUUAUGCAGGAUGAUUUGGAGUCAUCUCUGGUAGAAGAGUAUUACUGUCCCAUUCACAUGUGCGGAAGCCUUAUAAAGUCGAACACAUUUUCUUCGCAUAUCCUGCAAGAUCAUCGAGUUUGGAAAACCAAAGAUGCUCCACCGCAGGAAGAUUACCAUCAAGUAGUGGAAGGUUUACCAAAGCAGUUCUGCUUCGAUGGCGAUCUCCUCACGAAAGGAAACACUUUUGUGGCCCUUCUCUUGUACACCAGCUUAGCGAAGGAAAGAUCACAUCCAAUGCGGAAUCAUCCGCUGACCUUGCUAGCUGCUCCAAAAAUGGCAAAGGAUGAUGCAUUAGCCGGUGUUUUCUUCUGGCUGGUCGGUUGUCCAUCGCGUGCCAAACUUCUUGCCAAGCUCACAGUCUACGAUCCAUUCGAUCAAAUUGGACGGAGUAUGAUCAUAAGACCACGUGAUUUAUCUGAGAACCAAGAUCCUCAAGAAUUUGUAGUCAAUUCGAAAGAUCAUUUGCUUAUCAGCGUUCCACAUAAGCAAAGGACUUUUCAAAUAACUGUGGUCAUAGAUGAACCGCAAACUUAGUUAUAAAGGAUAUCUAUUUACUUAAAACUAAAAUCUAUAGACGU
This is a messenger RNA of Drosophila melanogaster (fruit fly), 4130 nucleotides long. RefSeq lists its product as uncharacterized. The record is from RefSeq and is marked reviewed. NCBI's taxonomy places the organism in Eukaryota, Metazoa, Arthropoda, Insecta, Diptera, Drosophilidae. The transcript has 3 exons. Bases 133 to 4086 code for a protein of 1317 amino acids.